AUGACCUUUGGUGCUCGACAAGUCAAUAUUCAGCUCGGCGUCCAUUGCCGAGCGCUUGACAGGGGAGGCAAUGACCCGCUUGGACUGAGUUGGACGGUCGGCGGGGGUGUGGUCUGGCGUGUCAUCUGUCGCACAUCAGACAGGGAAACUACACCAGGCCUAUGCAAUAUGCACAAAGGGUUUGCCGGAGGACGUGUCCCUCCAAGCGCGACCCUCGACGGUGCAGACAACCGCACACAGAUCACCUUCACCCAGGGUGCCCACUCCCCAGCGUAG
Microbotryum saponariae is the source of this 276-nucleotide messenger RNA. The record is from the annotation of a GenBank genome assembly. NCBI's taxonomy places the organism in Eukaryota, Fungi, Basidiomycota, Microbotryomycetes, Microbotryales, Microbotryaceae.